Molecule: messenger RNA, 8869 nt
Organism: Pseudophryne corroboree (corroboree frog)
Lineage: Eukaryota; Metazoa; Chordata; Amphibia; Anura; Myobatrachidae
Product: zinc finger protein 12-like
Exons: 5
Coding region: 557-2545 (662 amino acids)
Biological process (GO): regulation of DNA-templated transcription
Source: RefSeq, a predicted model, not a curated record
CAACUAUUACCUAAAAGUAAUCAGGUGGCGAGCGAACGCUCCGCUCGCCACCGAGCCCGAAGCGUGGCGAGCGUACUUUUCGGGUACCCUGUUCGCCCGUAGCUCCUCCCCCUGGUGACGUGUCUCCUCCCCCAGGUACGUCAGAAGGUCCCUUCUCCCACUCCGAUAUAGAAUCAACCGUAUGAUAUAUAUGUUGCUGUAGAUAGGUGGCCAUGUUUCUGUAGACCAGAGGUGAAAGGCACUAUUGUACAGACGUGUACUUAAUUUCACGUUACUUUAAGUAAAGAGCAGAUACUGCUUGAGCUGCUGCCAAUACCUCGCUGGUCUCCCAGGUAGUCUACUUCUGGAUCAAAGCGGGAGGUAAAAAACGAUGAGCGGCGGCCAUUUUGCUGUAGCCCAAACGGAAGACAGCAAUUUAACACAGUUGUCUCCUAUCGUCCUAGCGCAUGUGAUAUUCAAUGCAAACGCCCACAGAUAAAGAAAUACGGCCGGGGACCAGGAUAAUAGUCACAGAUUGGUGCAGCAGGGAAUGUCCUGAGGAGUGAAAAAUUAUACGAUGGAGAAAUACAGGAAUGAGAUGACUGAAAGGAUAUUGAAUCUCACCCUGGAAAUCAUUUACCUGCUGACUGGGGAGGCUUACACAAUAGUGAAUGAAACAACAGGUGAGCGUGUGACACCCAGAAUCCACCCCUCUGUGUCAGAAGGACAGACCAGGACCCAAAGCCCCAUCAUGGUGCCUCCACCUCACUCAAUGAUACAUGACAGAGACAAUGAGCAGAAGAUCCUGGAACUCACCAACAAGAUCAUUCAGCUGCUGACUGGAGAGGUUCCUAAAAGGUGUCAGGAUGUCACUGUCUAUUUCUCCACGGAGGAGUGGGAAUAUAUAGAAGGACACAGGGAUCUGUACAAGGAUGUGAUUAAUGAAAAUCAGGAGACACUGUCAUCACCGAAAGUUCGGAUAAAUUAUGAAGCAGAAUAUACAUCAUCACAUAUUAAGGAGGAACUGGUCUCAAGUGAUGGAGACCUCACAGACACUGACAUGUAUACACCCACAGGUCAUACACAGUAUACAUCUACUCUUAUUAAGGAGGAACCAGUCUCAUGUGACGGAGGAGACCUCACAGACACUGAUAAUUAUACUCCCACAGAUUGUACACAGUAUACAGCUACUCAUAUUAAGGAGGAACCAGUCUCAUGUGAUGGAGGAGACCUCACACACACUGACAUGUAUACACCCACAGAUCAUACACAGUAUACAUCUACUCAUAUUAUGGAGAUAUCUGAUAAAGGAAAAUGUACUGAUACCAGUAUUACAGGUCACAUUAUUACAGCUCAAACAGUAGAAAAGAACUUGGACAACACAUUGAACGAAAUUGAAAUCAUUUACCAAAAUCCUGCACCGUCCACAAUUGGCGACAUCUCAUAUCUCACUGAGUAUCAGAGAGCUCACUCUAAAAAGAAGAUCCCACAAUGCUCGGAGUGCGGAGAAUAUUUUUUGAGAAAAGACCAACUUGCCGCCCACCAAAGAACUCACACCAGACAGAAUUUAUAUGAAUGCUCCGAGAGCGGGAAAAGUUGGCCGGAUAAGGCCAAACUAGUUGUACAUAAAAGAAGCCACACUGAAGAGAAGCUGUUACCUUGCCCCGAUUGCGGGAAGCGGUUUCUGUGCAAUAGUCACCUUGUUAUCCAUCAGAAAACGCACACAGGAGAGAAGCCAUUUGAAAGCAGUCAGUGUGGAAAGAUCACUGCUUCUGAUACAUCCACAGAUUGUACGGAGACAAAAUGUUCAUCUAAUGAAGCGGAACAUGCACAAAAAGUGUAUAAACGUGAGCAGAUAUGUCAAAAAUAUCCAUUAUUAUACAAAGGAAAUAUAGACGCAGACGUCUACGCACUGAUCAAACAUGCACAUACAAAAUAUUCAUUUACUCGAAUUGAGGGUUUCACAGCAAAUGAAGAUGAGCGUGUUCCCUACACUGACAUGUAUACCCCAACUGAUCACCCACUGUGUACCUCUACUCAUACUACGGAGGAACCAGUCUCAUGUGAUGGAGGAGACCUCACACACACUGACAUGUAUACACCCACAUAUCGUGCACCGUAUACAUUUAAUCAUGUUAAGGAGAUAUCUGAUAAAGUAAAAUGCACUGAUGCCAGUAUUGAUUUAGUUACAGGCCACGUUAUUACAGCUCAAACAGUAGAAAAGAACUUGGACAACACACUGAACGAAAGUAAAAUCAUUCACCAAAAUCCUGCACCGUCCACAUUUGGCGACAUCUCAAAUCUCACUAAGUAUCAAAGAGCUCACUCUAAAAAGAAGACCCCACAAUGCUCGGAGUGCGGAGAAUAUUUUCUGAGAAAAGACCAACUUGCCGCCCAUCAAAGAACUCACAACAGACAGAAUCUAAAUGAACACUCCGAGCGUAGGAAAUGUUGGCCGGAUAACGGCAAAAUAGUCAUACAUAAAGGAAUCCACACUGAAGGGAAGCUGUUCCCUUGCCCUGACUGCGGGAAUCGGUUUCUGUGCAGUAGUCACCUUGUCAUCUGAAAAAAUAGGAUUUUGGUACCUACCGGUAAAUCCUUUUCUCGUAGUCCGUAGAGGAUGCUGGGGUCCACAUUAGUACCAUGGGGUAUAGAUGGGUCCACCAGGAGCCAUUGACACUUUUUAACAGUUUAAGAGUGUGGGCUGGCUCCUCCCUCUAUGCCCCUCCUACCAGACUCAGUCUAGAAACUGUGCCUGAGGAGACAACAUACUUCGAGAGAAGGACUUAACACAGAUAGUGGUGAAAUUCAUACCAGCUCACACAUACAAGGCACGUCAAGUCAACUAGCUUGAACUAAUCAGCAAACGGCUGAAACAUUACUUACUCGGUAAUUAUGCAGUACGCAACUAAACGAAGUGGUACUGAACCAAAUAUAUGCAGGAAAACGAAGCGCUGGGCGGGCGCCCAGCAUCCUCUAUGGACUACGAGAAAAGGAUUUACUGGUAGGUACCAAAAUCCUAUUUUCUCUAACGUCCUAGAGGAUGCUGGGGUCCACAUUAGUACCAUGGGGAUGUACCAAAGCUCCCAGAAUGGGAGGGAGGGUGCGGAGGCUCCUGCAGAACUGAUUGACCGAACUUCAGAUCAUCAGAGGCCAAAGUAUCAAACUUGUAGAACCUUGCAAACGUGUUCGACCCAGACCAAGUUGCCGCUCGGCAAAGCUGCGUUGCCGAGACACCCCGGGCAGCCGCCCAGGAAGACCCGACCUUACGAGUAGAGUGGGCCUUAACAGAUUUUGGGCACGGCAGUUCUGCCGUAGAAUAGGCAUGCUGGAUAGUGAACCUGAUCCAGCGAGAAAUAGACUGCCUAGUAGCAGGACACCCAAUUUUCUUGGGAUCGUAUAGGACAAACAAAGAGUCCGACUUCCUGUGACGAGAAGUUCUCUUCACAUAAAUCUUCAGAGCCCUCACGACAUCCAAGGACUUUGAAGUAAUCGGGGAGUCAGUAGCCACUGGCACCACAACAGGUUGGUUGAUAUGAAAUGCCGACACAACCUUUGGAAGGAACUGCUGACGAGGCCGGAGCACAGCUCUAUCCUCAUGGAAGAUCAAUUAAGGGCUUUUGCAUGACAAAGCCCCCAGCUCAGAGACACGCCUAGCAGAAGCUAAGGCCAACAAAGUGACCGCCUUCCAUGUAAGAAAUUAGAGCUCCACCUACUGUAGAGGCUCAAACCAAUCCGACUAGAGAAACUGCAACACCACGUUAAGGUCCCAUGGCGCCGUAGGCAGUACAAAGGGAGGAUGGAUAUGCAGAACUCCCUUCAAAAAGGUCUGAACCUCAGGGAGGGCAGCCAAUUGUUUCUGAAAGAAAAUGGACAGGGCUGAAAUCUGGACCUUCACAGAUCCCAAUCUCAGUCCCAUAUCGACUCCUGCCUGCAGGAAGAGGAGGAAACGUCCCAGUUGAAAUUCCACCGCAGGAAACUUCUUGGACUCACACCAAGAGACAAAUUUCUUCCAAUUACGAUGGUAAUGUGUAGACGUUACCCCUUUCCUAGCCUGUAUGAGGGUAGGAAUCACUUCUUUCGGAAUACCCUUCCGAGCAAGAUUCAGACGCUCAACUUCCAUGCCGUCAAACGUAGCCGCGGUAAGUCUUGAUAGGCGAACGGACCCUGCUGCAGCAGGUCCUACUGAAGAGGAAGAGGCCUCUGCUCUUCUUGCAGUAGAUCCAGAAGGUCCGCAUACCAAGCCCGUCUUGGCCAGUCUGGGGCAAUGAGGAUCGCUUGAACCCUUGUGCUCCUUAUGAGCUUUAGGAUUCUUGGGAUGAGUGGGAGUGGUGGAAACCCGUACACUGACUGGAACACCCACGGAGACCCACUGCCUGUGGGUCCCUCGACCUGGAACAAUAACGCUGAAGCUUCUUGUUGAAACGAAAGGCCAUCAUGUCUAUUUGGGGUAGACCCCAAAGAUCUGUUACCUCCUUGAACACUUCCGGAUGGAGGCCCCACUCUCCUGGAUGGAGACUGCUGAGGAAGUCUGCUUCCCAGUUGUCUACUCCCGGAAUGCAGAUGGCUGACCGCGCCAACGCGUGCUUUUCCGUCCAGAGGAGUAUUCUGGUGAACCUCUGACAUCGCUGCUCUGCUCUUCGUUCCGCCCUGUCGGGUUUAUGUAAGUCACUGUAGUUACGUUGUCCGGCUGUACUUGAAUGGCCCUGUUUCUUAGAAGAUGGGCCGCCUGAAGAGGACCGUUGUAGACAGCUCAUAGUUCCGGAAUGUUGAUGGGCAGGCCGGCUUCCAGGCUCGACCAUCUUCCUUGGAAGGUCACCCCUAGAGUGACUGCUCCCCAGCCUCGGAGGCUCGCAUCCGUCGUUAGCAGGACCCAGUCCUGAAUUCCGAACCUGCUGCCUUCCAGGAGAUGAGGCAAUUGGAGCCACCAGAGGAGUGAUAUCCUUGCCCUUGGCGACAGACGAAUUCUCUGAUGCAUGUGGAGGUGAGAACCCGACCACUUGUCCAGGAGGUCCAGUUGGAAGGUCCAAGCAUGAAACGUCCCGUACUGGAGAGCCUCGUAGGAGGCCACCAUCUUUCCCAAUAGGCGAAUGCAUUGAUGAACUGACACUGACCAUGAUUGGAUCACCAACGCCUUGUCCCGUGGAAAGAGCUCCCGCUGUACUUCCGUAUCCAGGAUCAUUCCCAGAAACGACAAUCUCCGAGUCGGUUCCAAAUGUGACUUUGGAAAAUUCAGAAUCCACCUGUGACUCUGAAGCAGCCGUGUUGUGAGAACAACGGAUUGCAGCAACCUUUCCCUGGACAAUGCCUUUAUCAGGAGAUCGCCCAGAUAAGGAAUGAUGUUCACGCCCUGUUUUCGGAGUAGCAUCAUCAUCUCCACUAUCACCUUGGUAAACACCCUUGGUGCUGUGGAGAGGCCGAACGGCAGAGCCUGGAACUGAAAAUACAGUCCAGCAACGCGAAUCGGAGAUAAGCCUGAUGCGGUAGCCAGAUCGGAAUGUGAAGGUACGCAUCCUUGAUAUCCAGGGAUACCAGGAAUUCCCCCUCUUCCAGACCUGAUAUCACCACCCUGAGAGACUCCAUUUUGAACUUGAACUCCCUUAGAAAGGGGUUCAGUGAUUUUAGGUUCAGGAUGGGCCUGACCGAACCAUCCGGUUUCGGUACCACGAAAAGGUGCGAAUAGUAACCCUUUGUCAGCAUGUGCGGGGGUACUGGCACAAUGACUUGUGUCUCUACCAGCCUUUGAACAGCCUCUUGUAGCACUGUGCUGUCCUCCAACAGAGUUGGUAAGCCCGACUUGAAAAAACGAUGAGGAGGGAGAAAUUCCAGCCUGUAUCCCUGAGAGACAACAUCCACCACCCAGAGAUCCAGCGCGGAGAAGACCCAGACAUGACUGAACUGUCUGAGUCUCGCUCCCACGGGCCCCACCACCGGGCCGUCCCGUCCACCGUCAUGCGGAGGACUUAGGGGUACCUGAAGCAGGCUUUUGCUCUUGGGAACCUGCAGCGGCAGGUUUCUUGGACUUAACCUUACCUUCCCUGAAGAAAGUACCGGAUGAUUUGGCCUUUCUGGGCUUGCUGGGCCGAAAGGACUGCUGCGAAGCUGAGGAGAAGGACCUCUUCGGAGCAGGAGCUGCUGAGGGAAGAUAUGGAGACUUACCCACUGUAGCGGGAGAUAUCCACGCGUCUAGGGCUUCCCCAAAGAGAGCUUGACCUGUAUAGGGCAGCGACUCCACACUUUUUCUGGAUUCUGUGUCGGCCGACCACUGACGGAGCCACAGUCCCCGACGAGCUGAAACAGACAUGGAAGAAAUUCCCGCAGCCAUGGAACCCAGGUCUUUCAUUGAUUCUACCAUGAAAUCUGCAGAAUCAUGAAUGUUGCGUAAAUACAAUGCAACAUCAUCCCUAUCCAUCGUAUCCAAAUCCUCCAUCAAGGCAGCCGACCACCUCACUAUAGCCUUAGCAAUCCAAGCACUAGCAAUAGUGGGACGUAAUAUAGCCCCUGAAGCAGUGUACACUGAUUUUAGCGUAUUAUCAAUUUUUCUAUCCGCCAGCUCCUUUAAGGCAGUAGAUCCCGGGUACCGGUAAAACCACCUUUUUUGAGAGUCUAGAUACAGAUGCGUCAACAAUUGGCGGGUUUUCCCACUUUUUCCUAUCCUCCUCAGGGAAAGGAAAAGCUACCAGAAUCCUCUUAGGGAUCUGAAACUUCUUUUCAGGUUUUACCCAGGCCUUUUCAAAUAUAGCAUUCAGCUCUUUUGACGCAGGGAAGGUUAGUGAGGCUUUCUUGUUUUCCGUGAAAAAAGCCUCCUCAACCUGCUCAGGUGUGGUAUCAUUAACAUUUAACACAUCCCUGAUAGCCUCUAUCAACAACUGCACCCCUUUUGCAAGAGAUGCGGACCCCUGCAAUACAUCCCCAUCACCAUCUGUAGUGUCAGAAUCGGUAUCCGUGUCGUCUUGUGUUACCUGCACAAGCGCACGUUUGUGGGGGUAUAUAGAGGGGUGACCUGAGGUACCUGACAAGGGCCACACAGUCAUAGAGGACUGCAAUACCUGGGUUGCCGACUCAUUACUGGAAACCCUGUCAGAAAUUUGAGUUAUCCAAGUCCUGAUAGAGGAAAACCACUCUGGUUCCCUUGCUGGAAUCUGUGCUAAACCAGUGCUAUCUUGAUUACAUGGAAUGGGAUCACCCCCCCCCCCCCCCCCCCCCCAAGAAUGGCAAGAGAGACAGAGAUUGGAGCCAACCCACACCAGCGCUUAACAACAGGAGAAAAGCCCCUUACCAGCGCUGACUUGUGCACCUUAAUAGGACACAGAGUCAAACAAUUAGCCUCCCCUCCCUUCUACAACCCCCUGGUACAGUAAUCUGGAGCUGCUGUGGAGGGACCAGGAUCUUCCUUCAGCAAACAGCAUGCAGGAAAAUGGCGCUGGAAUGCUGCAGGGUCCGCUCUGAGGAGAAGCUUCGCCCCCUUCAUGGCGCUGUCUUCCCACUCAUCUGAGUUUGAAAAUGGUCUGAGGAGUUGUGCUGGCUGGGAUCACUGGGGCCCGACAGGCUUGCUGACCAAUAGUGAGGGGUAGGCGCUGGCCCAGGGCUCCCCUCACAGCGCCCCACAGUGUGCCUCUGGAACCAUCUCCAACCACUCUUGCCGCCAUCUUCACACCGGCACCCAGCUUGCUAGGGGGGUCGGUGACUAACUCACCACUUGCUUCAGCUCUUUAAGGGGGUGGCAGCAUGCUGCUGGGGUGAGCGGUUCCCCUGCGGCGGAGACCGAUCAGCCCCUCUGGAGCUCAGUGUCCAGUCAGCGGAGUCAGUGGCUCAGACCCCGCACUGCUCACCCCCCCCUCAGUCCCACGCUGCAGGGAGGCUGUUGCCAGCAGUCUCCCUGUAAAAUAAAAAACUUUAAAACUAAACUUUAAUAGUAAAGCUCAGGGGAGCUCCCCUAGCUGUGACCGGCUCCUCCGGGCACAUUUUCUAAACUAAGCCUGGUAGGAGGGGCAUAAAGGGAGGAGCCAGCCCACACUCUUAAACUCUUAAAGUGCCAAUGGCUCCUGGUGGACCCGUCUAUAACCCAUGGUACUAAUGUGGACCCCAGCAUCCUCUAGGACGUUAGAGAAAGGAGAGUUUAUUUUUCCCUCCUCAUAUUGGCCCUCAUUCCGAGUUAAUCGCUAGCUGCCGUUGUUUGCUGCUUAGUGAUCAUUAAAAAGAAUUGUCAAAACUACGCAUGCGUAUGAGCCGCAAUGCGCACACGCGUCGUAUGGGCACAAAGAGCAUCAAUGUUUUGCACUGCUUCUAGCGACGAUUCCAUUCGCAUAGCCGAACGCAAGAAGAUUGACAGGACGAGGGCAUUUAUGGGUGUCAACUGACCGUUUUCAGGGAGUGUUUAGGAAAACGCAGGUGUGUCCAGGCGUUUGCAGGGCGGUUAUCUGUCAUCAAUUCCAGGACCUUCGUCGCAGCAAUCAUCGCACAGAAUAAGUAACUACAGGGCUGGUCUUGUUUUGCACAAAAUGUUUUUGUACCGCUCGGCUGCACAGGCGUUUGCACUCUUGCAAAGUGAAAAUACAGUCCCUCGUGUGCGGCGACUAUGCGUUUGCACGGCUGCUAAAAACUGCUAGCGAGCGAUCAACUCCGAAAGAGGGCAUGUACUAUUUUAUACCAUGCUCGAUACGCAUUGGUCUGUGACAGGUGGAUCAAAGGACGAAGUGGAUGAAACGCUAUACCUUGUUGUUCAGUACUUGAGUAGAGUCCCAGGAUAUCCGGAAUCCGGCACUCACAUUUAGACCUACAUGCUCUUGUUGCAUCUCCAUCUGGUAAACGCCUCCAUUUCUUACCUUAUUUUUUAAUCGCUUUAUAUGUCAUUGUUUAUGGAAUAAAUUUUGUAUACGGAAUCCCACUA